Messenger RNA from Brenthis ino (lesser marbled fritillary), 261 nucleotides. Lineage: Eukaryota; Metazoa; Arthropoda; Insecta; Lepidoptera; Nymphalidae. The record is from the annotation of a GenBank genome assembly.
AUGAAUUACAGGCCACGAUUGUUGGACUGCAAAGGAAACCUACAUCGUUGGUGGUCGGACUCCGCAAUAGAAGCGUUCCACCAUCGCGCGCAAUGCCUUAUAGACCAAUAUGGCCAAUAUGUAGUGCCUGAAGUUAAUAUGAAAUUAGACGGCGUUAAUACACAAUCCAUACAUUGCACAGCAGCUUCCGCGCGCUUUGCGCUCCCGGCGGUAAAAAAUGGAACUAAAUCUCUACAUUCUGGGCGAGUGCUAUACAAAUUU